Messenger RNA from Gymnogyps californianus (California condor), 1718 nucleotides. RefSeq names its product Src homology 2 domain containing F (gene SHF). NCBI's taxonomy places the organism in Eukaryota, Metazoa, Chordata, Aves, Accipitriformes, Cathartidae. Bases 22 to 1350 code for a protein of 442 amino acids. The transcript is spliced from 7 exons. The record is from RefSeq and is a predicted model, not a curated record. Gene Ontology annotation, molecular function: phosphotyrosine residue binding.
GCUCCGCAGUGCGUGGGCACCAUGGCCCGCUGGCUCCGCGAGCACCUGGGCUUCCGCAGCGCCAAGCCCGCUCCCCCCGCGCCGCCCAAGCCCGACUACCGCGCCGGGCCGCCGCCGCAGCCGCCCCCGCCGCCCGGGGGCGCCGCCGAGCCGCUGGCCGCCGCCCAGCCCGACAUCGUGGCGGCCUACCGGCUGCAGAAGGAGCGCGACUUCGAGGACCCCUACAGCGGGGCGCCGCCGCCCGCCGCCCCCGACGGGCCCCGGUACGUCUCGCCCAAGCACCGGCUCAUCAAGGUGGAGGCGGUCGAGAAGGUGCCCGCCAGCCCCCCGCCGCCGCUGCUGACACCCGCCGCCCCCAGCUCGCCCCCGGCCGGCCCCGAGCCGCCCGACGAGCCGCCGCAGGAGCUGGCUGUCCUGGAGGACUACGCAGAUCCCUUCGAUGCAGCGCAGGUGGCUGGUAGCCAGGCAGGGCUGGAGAAGGUGAUGGAGAACGAUGGAUACAUGGAGCCAUAUGAAGCCCAGAAGAUGAUGGCUGAGAUCCGCCAGAAGGGCUUACGGGAGGCUCCUGCCCGGCCGCUGCACCUCUACGACACUCCCUACGAGCCUGUGCUUGGAGGGCUGGACAUGGACGGUGACCGCCUGGCUUGCCCCAGGCCCAGGGAGUCCCGGCUGCCUGAGGACGAUGAGCGGCCGCCGGAGGAGUAUGAUCAGCCCUGGGAGUGGAAGAAGGAGCGGAUCUCCAAAGCCUUUGCAGUUGAAAUCAAGGUCAUUAAAGACCUGCCAUGGCCACCGCCGGUGGGACAGCUCGACAGCGGUGAAAGCCCCCCGGACGGUGAGGCCGGUGCCUCUGUCCCUCUGCAGCAUGGCCAGCCCAGCUACGAAGACGCCAACGGUCCAUCGGAGGGGCUGGGGUACGGCCGCACCUCGCCCUGCAGGGAGGAGAAGGCCAGGGCUGCGCUCAGGCACGGCUCCAGCAGCCUCAAGAGCACGAAGACGCUGAUCGCUGAGCCUGGCCCCUUCGUUGGGGAGAGGAUUGACCCUGCCCUGCCCCUGGAGAGCCAGUGCUGGUCCCUCUCCUGCCUCCAGCUGGUACCACGGGGCCAUCAGCCGGACGGACGCGGAGACGCUGCUGAGGCUGUGCAAGGAGGCCAGCUACUUGGUGCGCAACAGCGAGACCAGCAAGAACGACUUCUCCCUCUCCUUGAAGAGCAGCCAGGGCUUCAUGCACAUGAAACUGUCCCGGACCCAAGAGAACAAGUACGUGCUGGGUCAGCACAGCCCGCCCUUCGACAGCGUGCCAGAGAUCAUUCAUCACUAUGCCAGCCGCAAGCUGCCCAUCAAGGGGGCUGAGCACAUGUCCUUGCUUUACCCGGUGGCUAUCCGUACCCUAUAGUACUCACCCUCCACGAGCCAGGCUCGAGGCCGGGUGCACCCGAAACUGGCCCGUCCGCAGGGCUGAGCGCUGCCGUGCCGAGGAUGGGCUCCGGACCGGCAGCCCACGAGCAGCUCGCUGGGCACGGCCGGCGCUGUUGGGGAUUGCUGCAGCUGGACCCCUCGUCCCGCUCUCUCGGGGGGCUCCCGUGCGCUGGUUUGCCCUCUGGGAUGGCGCCGGGGGGACCCCCUGCGCGAGGAGCUGAGUGGGGCUCACCGGCUGCCCGCUGCCCUCGCCUGCCUCCGGGCAGAGCUCAGGACGCAAGGACUGGAGCUGGGGCCUUGGA